ACGAUUUCAAGAGGCCAUUUUUCAAUUGCAAUACUCUGUUCCUUGUAAAUCCAUAUCCUGUUUAUUAUUCUUGCGCUUUGUUCGUGGCGACAUGAUCUGUCGAUACAUUUAUGCGACUGCAUUGCUGUUUUUUAAUACUUCCUCAGUGACCGCUUUUAGCAACGCCCUCUUCCAGGAAACGCCGUCUCAGCAAAUUACUGCGCCGUCAAAGACGGACGGAGUCGACAUUGAGCUGCCUGACUUCGAUGAGCUGUUUGAACGCAUUCGGAAAAUCUCGCCUUUGGCGAACUGUGUCAUUCAUCAGCAACAACAGGGAGACAGCAAUCCUCGGAGAGGUUUUGCUGCGGCAGAGUCAUGUACUGAAAAGCUGAGAUGGAAAACGAUUGAGGAACGAAAGGAUAGACUGGUACACCAAAUCCAAAAAAUUGAUAAUUUUCAGGGCUUACCUGCCCCACUGGUCAGGUUCCGUUCUUCGCUCAGUGGUCCGUGCGUAGGAGAAUGCUUCGCCAACUUCAUUAUGGAUAUAGAUGAACGGAAGAAGUGGGACUCACAAAUUGAGCAAGUCUAUGAAGCUUACCCUAUUCAUGAUUUGGACGCCGCAAAUAUAGCCAUGGGUUUUGGCAGGUAUGGAGAUUGUAGUCGGCUUGGAAUAGGAUACUGCCAAACGAAGGCCAAUCUCGGUAUUUCGCCUCGGGAACAGCUCAUUCUCUGCGGAAUCCAGAACUUUUCUGAUGGUUCAUGUAUUGUAUGGGGAACGGAAAUGGAAGAAUGGCAUAACCACUUGUUUCCUCCCGGUGAACGGCAUACUCGAGCGAAAUCACAUAUCUUCUCGACGACUCUAACCCCAACAAGCGAGAAUUCGUUCGAUGUAGAGUACGCAUUGCAGUUGGAAGUAGGAGGCAAGCUUCCAACUUGGUGUACUACUCCCAUCCUUGUAGAUACGAUAAAAAAGAUGUUUAUUCAUGCCCAAGGAUUCUUCGGUGGAGAACACGGGAAUUUGGAAGCUUAUUUAUCCGAACAAAAACGUCACAACUGUUUCCCUGCGGAUCGGCAGAGUCUCCUUAUGACUCCAUGAAUCCUCAUUGACAAUGCAUAACCCCAUGACUUCUCACUUUUACUAUUUCUGUCAAGAUCUUCUUGAUCAUGCACCACCAGCUUUCGACGAGGCAUACCAGCAUUUUUGUGCCACAAUCUCUCAGAAUCUGACUAUACAAGCAAUUACUAUAUUAAACUAACUGCUCUCCAAGUAUCUCCUUGAGGAGGCAGAAAUAGAUUUCAAAACUAAC
Molecule: messenger RNA, 1286 nt
Organism: Phaeodactylum tricornutum CCAP 1055/1
Lineage: Eukaryota; Bacillariophyta; Bacillariophyceae; Surirellales; Neidiaceae
Exons: 2
Coding region: 92-1075 (327 amino acids)
Molecular function (GO): lipid binding
Source: RefSeq, a predicted model, not a curated record